Molecule: messenger RNA, 2215 nt
Organism: Hevea brasiliensis (rubber tree)
Lineage: Eukaryota; Viridiplantae; Streptophyta; Magnoliopsida; Malpighiales; Euphorbiaceae
Product: pentatricopeptide repeat-containing protein At1g31920-like
Exons: 1
Coding region: 248-2053 (601 amino acids)
Biological process (GO): RNA modification
Molecular function (GO): zinc ion binding; protein binding; RNA binding
Source: RefSeq, a predicted model, not a curated record
CCGAAACAAAACAUUAUCCUAUCCAAAAUCCACUUGUCCCAUAAGGCGACGCCAUUUCUCUGGCUAGAUUUUGCUUUUCAAUCUCAUGGAUGACAUCCACAUUCUCUUCAAGCAGUCCUCAAGAUUCAAAGAUACUGUUAUUCUCAAACACCAUUUCCAAUUAUUCCCAUUUGAUCAAAAUUAUUUUAACCCUGCAUUGCAAAAACUGUAGCAUUCUUGAUAUCUUUAUCAUGAUGUUGAUUGCGGGAUGAUUGGGACAACAGUCCUUCACCAAACCCAUUUUCUGUUACCACAGGAAAGCCCAGAUGUUAAUCUGAGGUUGAAGGAGCAAGAAUGCUUAACCCUUUUGAGGAGAUGCAUGCACAUGGAAGAAUUCAGGCAAGCUCAUGCCCAAAUCCUCAAGUGGGGAUUCUUUUCCAACUCUUUCUGUGCAAGCAAUCUACUGGCUGCUUGUGCUCUCCCAGAUUGGGGCAGCAUGGACUAUGCAUCUUCAAUUUUUCAACAAAUUGAGGAACCAGGUACUUUUGAAUUCAAUACCAUGAUUAAAGGAUAUGCUAAGGAUUUUAAUAUGGAGAAUUCUUUGUUUGUUUAUUGUGAGAUGCUUGAGAAGGGAGUUCACUCAGAUAAUUUUACCUUUCCUUCUCUUCUGAAGGCAUGUGCCUGGUUGAAGGCAAUAAAGGAAGGUAUGCAAAUUCAUGGGCAUAUUUUUAAGAUUGGACUUGAGAGCGAUUUGUAUGUCCAGAAUAGCUUGAUUAACAUGUAUGGAAAGUGUGGGAAGAUACAACUUUCGUCUGCUGUUUUUGAGCAAGUGGAUCUAAAGGAUGUUGCUUCUUGGAGUGCUAUUAUUGCAGUUCACACUAGUUUUGGCAUGUGGUGUGAGUCCUUAAAGCUUUUUAAGGAGAUGGGUCAUGACAGAUCUUGUAGGCCAGAAGAGAGCUUAUAUGUGAGUAUGCUAUCUGCUUGUAGUCAUUUGGGUGCCCUUGAUUUUGGGAGGUGCUUGCAUGGAAUAUUGCUAAGGAACAUUAGUGAACUCAAUUUAACAGUGCAAACUACUUUGACUGACAUGUAUAUCAACUGUGGAUGUAUAGAAAAAGGGUUGUGCCUCUUCCAAAGAAUGAUAAAAAAGAACAAAUUUUCCUAUAGUGUGAUGAUUUCAGGACUAGCAAUGCACGGGUGCAGUAAGGAGGCUCUAGAGUUUUUCUCUGAAAUGCUUGAGGAAGGAUUGGAGCCCGAUGAUGUUAUCUAUGUGGGUGUGUUGAGUGCUUGUAGUCGUGCUGGCCUUGUUGAGGAAGGUCUGCAGUGUUUCAAUAGAAUGAAGUUUGAGCAUGGAAUAGAACCAACAAUUCAGCAUUAUUGCUGCAUUGUAGAUCUUAUGGGCAGAGCUGGAAUGCUCAAUGAGGCCUUAGAAUUUAUCAGAACCAUGCCUAUCGAUCCAAAUGAUAUCGUGUGGAGAAGCCUUCUUAGUGCUUGCAAAGCUCAUCAUAACUUAAAAAUUGGUGAGAUUGCAACUAAGAGCUUAGUACCAUUGAUUUUGCAUAAUUCGAGUGACUUGCUGAUUUUAUCUCAUAUGUAUGCAAGAGCUAAAAAAUGGGAAGAUUCAGCUAUGGUUCGAACAGAAUUGGCUUGCCAGCACUUACAUCAAACACCUGGAUUUAGUUUAGUUGAGGUGAAGAGGAAAAUUUAUAGGUUUGUUUCACAGGACAUGUCACACCCUGAAAGCGAAGACAUUUACGAGAUGAUUCAUCAGAUGGAAUGGCAGUUGAAGUUUGAAGGCUAUUCUCCAGAUACAUCACAAAUAUUGCUAGAUGUUGAUGAAGAAGAGAAGAGGCAGAGAUUGAAAGCUCAUAGUCAAAAGUUAGCUAUUGCUUUUGCAUUGAUACAUGCAUCUCAGGGGAUUCCCAUUAGAAUUACUAGGAACCUGAGGAUGUGUAAUGACUGCCACACAUACACCAAGUCAAUUUCCAAGAUUUAUACAAGGGAAAUUAUUGUAAGAGAUAGGAAUUAUUUCCACCAUUUCAAAGAUGGAGCAUGCUCUUGCAGAGACUAUUGGUAAACUGAUAAGUCUUCUUAUUUGAAGGGGGAAAUUUCAAUUGAAUAUGCCCUCAAAUAGCUGCUGAUAAUUGAGAUGGACUGGCCUUGUGACCUGCAACUUUUGAUGUUUUCUUCAACCUAACCUUUUGCUCAACUAAUAAUGAUUAAUUAGUUAUUCAUUUAA